UGGCAGUCCGGGCGGGCGGGGAGACUCGGGGCCGCUGUGGGGAUCGACGACAGCAGAUUGACAUCCAUCCAUCGAGCAGCGGGACGUGUGAACGGCAGUCACCAUCAUGGCUGAGGGAGUGGACCAGGGAGGAGAUUCAGUGGCCUCGACAAUGAGGACAGGCGACGCUCCUCCAAUGUCUUCGAUGAUGGAGCUCCUGGAAAGGUGUGAUGAUUCGCAGCUGCUGGAUUUGACAAAUCAUUACCGCCAGAGGCUGGAAGAGGCGAUUCAAGAGGAAGUGAAGAAUGUCGCCUUCGUUCUAGCGUACGAGAAAUAUUUCAGUGAGCAAGAGUACAAGCAAGUCAUCAAACGCACGAAGAGAGGAAGCCGUGCGGCCGGUUCCACACUUCUCCUCAACCUGGUGACUGAGAAAGAGCCACGGGUCCUUAAACUGAUAUGGAAAUGCUUCGUAAAAAUGCACCACCUGCUCCCCGAACUGAAAGCAAUGGAGGAAGAAGGUUCUGAUCUGAUCGAAUCGUUCAAAAACAUGAAGCUUUCCUCGGAACUACCUACUGAUCUGGAAGGGACGAGUUACUCCAGUACUAUUGUGCUCUGUGAUACAAUCAAACACCUCGAUCUGGAUAGCUGCAGCAUUCAGUGUGAAGGUCUCCAGUGGCUGAAACCGAUUCUGCACAAGUGUCAGCACUUGAGUCUGGGAGACAACGACCUGGGAAAUUCCGGAGUGAAACUGGUGUCUGAAGCUCUGAGGAACCCGGACUGUAAAAUACAGACACUGGGGCUGAACAGUGUCGGUCUCACAGUUUCUGGAGCCGUGGAUCUCGCCUCCGCUCUCAGUACAAACCACACGGUGACGAAGCUGGUCCUGAGUGGGAAUAAACUGGGAGAUUCCGGAGUGAAACUGGUGUCUGAAGCUCUGAGGAACCCGGACUGUAAAAUACAGACACUGUGGCUAGGCAGUGUCGGUCUCACAGAUUCUGGAGCCAAGGAUCUCGUCUCCACUCUCAGUACAAAGCCCUCAUUGACGAAUCUGUGCCUGACACACAACUCCCUCACAGACCUAUGUGUCCCCGCUCUCCGCCGCCUCAUACCGACCUUCCCGAGACUGGAGCAGAUCAGGUGAGUGUUUGUGUUAAUG
This is a messenger RNA of Leucoraja erinaceus (little skate), 1135 nucleotides long. Its product is annotated as NACHT, LRR and PYD domains-containing protein 12-like. The record is from RefSeq and is a predicted model, not a curated record. Gene Ontology annotation, molecular function: protein binding. Lineage: Eukaryota; Metazoa; Chordata; Chondrichthyes; Rajiformes; Rajidae. The coding region runs from base 107 to 1120 and encodes 337 amino acids. The transcript is spliced from 9 exons. Gene Ontology annotation, cellular component: cytoplasm.